UCACUGCAAACCCUAGCCUUUUUCCUUUUCCUCUGCGGCUACAUUUCCACUCUCGUUCCCACGAUAUCAAAGUAAAAAUGAAGGUGGUCGCCGUUUACUUGCUUGCCGUACUCAGAGGAAACGCUUCUCCUUCCACCGAUGACUUGAAGGUUAUUCUCGGAUCAGGUGUGGAACCAAAGCAAAGAGGAAAAGGAGCAGGGGAAUUAUAUUUUAUAAUAAUGGAAGCAGCCUCGUGCAGUCUCGAGCUUUGUGAGGAAUUGAGAAGGAAAGAGGAUGCAAUAGCACGAGGUAUGAUCAUGGGUGCAGCAGCUUCAACUGAAAAGUACUUGUACAGGUCUGGAGUAGGUCAAUCAAGAAGCUCUGCUGGAAUUAAAUUGACAAUUGUAGUAUGCUUGUAGUUAAAGUUUCUUAUAGUGAACAUGUUGUUUAUUCGGUAGAAGUUUCAAAUAUUUUACUUUUUAGAAGAAAGUGUAUUGUAGUCAUUAGAUUGAGUUUUCAAAUAUUGAUUAUGAACAUUUUGAUCAAAUGAAAA
This is a messenger RNA of Gossypium arboreum, 532 nucleotides long. RefSeq lists its product as uncharacterized. The transcript has 5 exons. The record is from RefSeq and is a predicted model, not a curated record. Bases 78 to 398 code for a protein of 106 amino acids. Lineage: Eukaryota; Viridiplantae; Streptophyta; Magnoliopsida; Malvales; Malvaceae.